Eurypyga helias (sunbittern) is the source of this 594-nucleotide messenger RNA. RefSeq names its product protein phosphatase 1 regulatory subunit 12B-like. The transcript is spliced from 7 exons. The annotation marks the transcript as partial. Gene Ontology annotation, cellular component: A band; Z disc; cytoplasm. NCBI's taxonomy places the organism in Eukaryota, Metazoa, Chordata, Aves, Eurypygiformes, Eurypygidae. Gene Ontology annotation, molecular function: protein kinase binding; enzyme inhibitor activity; phosphatase regulator activity. The record is from RefSeq and is a predicted model, not a curated record.
ACCAUCUUCGGUUUAUCUGCACCGGUGGGCUGCAGCAAAGGCAGCGGUGAGGACGGCACCGCGGAGACGUGGAUGUUGAUGGGGAAGGAAGAGCCCAACGCGUGCGUCAGCUACCGUAUCCAGCCUCUGGCUGGGCAUGAAAGACUUUCCAGGUUGGAAGCAGCGACAAACCCGACCACCAGUGACUCCUACAGCGAUCGUGCCUCCAGCCGCUCCAGUGCCUACACCCGGAGGGAGAACCGGUUAGCCGCCCUCAGCAGCCGAGCAGAAGAGGAGACUAGCAGGGACUACAAAAAACUCUAUGAAAGCGCCCUGUCUGAGAAUCAAAAGCUUAAGUCAAAACUGCAAGAAGCCCAGCUUGAAUUGGCCGACGUCAAAUCAAGGUUGGAAAAAGCAGCCCAGCAGAAACAGGAGAAAACUUCUGACCGGUCCAGCAUGCUGGAGAUGGAGAAAAGGGAGAAGCGAGCCCUGGAGCGGAAACUCUCUGAAAUGGAAGAGGAGAUGAAGAUUUUGACAGAGCUGAAGUCGGACAACCAAAGGCUGAAGGACGAGAACGGAGCCCUCAUUCGUGUCAUCAGCAAGCUCUCCAAAUAG